AUGGCUUCAUUUCCAAUCUCCUUGCGCCUUCUUGACUCCAUGAAAACGUUGGUUUCAUUCAAGACUUUUCUGAUUUCAGCCUGCAUUUUGUGUAUUUGGAAGCUGUUGCGCCUCAUCAACUCACACAUCUCUGCGCGGAGUUUGAACAACUUCCAGGCCGACAAGUCGUGGGACUGGAAAAAAGAGAUUGUCCUCAUAACUGGCGGCUCCAAUGGCAUUGGUGCGAGAAUAGUGCGCAAGCUUUCAGACCGCGAAGUAGCGGUAGUUAUUUGGGAUAUUGCUGUGUAUCAGCCAUAG
This is a messenger RNA of Penicillium samsonianum, 297 nucleotides long. RefSeq lists its product as uncharacterized. The transcript has a single exon. The record is from RefSeq and is a predicted model, not a curated record. The coding region runs from base 1 to 297 and encodes 98 amino acids. NCBI's taxonomy places the organism in Eukaryota, Fungi, Ascomycota, Eurotiomycetes, Eurotiales, Aspergillaceae.